Anneissia japonica is the source of this 6901-nucleotide messenger RNA. Its product is annotated as E3 ubiquitin-protein ligase SIAH1-like. Gene Ontology annotation, molecular function: zinc ion binding; ubiquitin protein ligase activity; ubiquitin conjugating enzyme binding. Gene Ontology annotation, cellular component: cytoplasm. The record is from RefSeq and is a predicted model, not a curated record. The transcript has 5 exons. Lineage: Eukaryota; Metazoa; Echinodermata; Crinoidea; Comatulida; Comatulidae. The coding region runs from base 68 to 874 and encodes 268 amino acids. Gene Ontology annotation, biological process: proteasome-mediated ubiquitin-dependent protein catabolic process; multicellular organism development.
CUAUACGUGUAGAAGGGCGAUAAUAACAAGCAAGAAUUUUGAUGAUCGCUUAAAUAGGUUAUGAACCAUGAGUCGACAAGCAGUAAGUGGCAAGGCUCGGAGCCACACACCGACCACUAACCAGGACCUAGCAAGUCUCUUUGAAUGUCCAGUUUGUUUUGAUUAUGUCUUGCCACCAAUCCUUCAGUGUCAGAGUGGUCAUCUUGUUUGCUCAACCUGCAGGCCAAAAUUGAGUUGCUGUCCAACAUGUAGAGGUCCUUUAGGAAGUAUAAGAAAUUUAGCUAUGGAAAAAGUUGCACAAACAGUAAUGUUUCCCUGCAAGUAUGCUUCAUCGGGUUGCUUGGCAACCAUGCCACACACAGAGAAGCCAGAUCAUGAAGAAGCGUGUGAAUUUAGGCCAUAUUCCUGCCCAUGUCCAGGUGCUUCAUGCAAAUGGCAGGGCUCUUUAGAACAGGUUAUGCCACAUCUUAUGCAUUCACAUAAAAGCAUCACAACGUUGCAAGGUGAAGAUAUAGUAUUCUUAGCUACAGACAUAAACCUACCUGGAGCAGUUGACUGGGUUAUGAUGCAGUCAUGCUUUGGCCAUCAUUUUAUGCUAGUGCUUGAAAAACAAGAAAAAUAUGACGGUCUACAGCAGUUCUUUGCAAUAGUUCAACUCAUAGGCUCACGAAAACAAGCAGAGAGUUUUGCAUACAGAUUGGAAUUAAAUGGUCAUCGACGACGAUUAUCCUGGGAGGCCACGCCUCGAUCCAUCCACGAAGGAGUACAGGCAGCGAUCAUGAACAGUGACUGUUUGGUGUUUGAUUCUAGUAUUGCUCAGCUCUUUGCAGAAAAUGGAAACCUUGGAAUCAACGUAACUAUUUCCAUGUGCUGAUCAAUGUCUCUGUGUUGUUGUAUACUUUAUUUAUAUUUUCUUUAGAGUAGGGUUCCCGGGUGAAGUAAUAAGACAAGCGGCUUCAUGGUACAGUCUAUUCUAGAAUUAUGCACAUUGAAAGGGGGGGGCCUAGACUGUGGUAUGUAUAUAGUUACCUCAAAACAAUGUCAUACAUUGUUUACCACAGUGCUUUAUAGGAGAAUUGAGGUAUCUUCUUGUAAGUUAUCUUUCCCAAGAAAUAAUGUUUUUCUUUGCAUCACUUUAUGACAUGGGGGAUGCAAUAAUUUCUGUAACUAAGGCAUAAUGCUACACGUCUACACUGCUAAGCAGUGUUUAUCCCUGUGGUGUCUCUAAUGGGCAUGGGGAUGCAUGCUUCCUUAAAAAAUAUUGUUCACUUAAAAAAAAAAAAAAAUACUUGCUGUGCAAAAAAAUGACACUCAGGUAGUUAAAAAGCACCUCAUAUCACCCCAUAUUCCAGCUAGCACUAUCUCAUUUUUCCUUCGUUCAGCCAUCAGCUUCCCUUCAUUGGCCCCACCCAAUGGCAGCACUUAGUUUUAGCAUGUGGUUAGCCUAACAUUCAUUACUUUGCAUGAGCAAACUUAUUAUCUGGUUUGCCAUGCCUCUUCCCUUCAUCAGCCCCACCCAAUGGUAGCACUCCUAGAUAUGCCAUUUUGUUAGCCUAACAUUCAUUACUUUGCAUGAGCAAACUUAUUAUCUGCUUUGCCAUGCCUCUUCCCUUCAUCAGCCCCACCCAAUGGUAGCACUCCUAGAUAUGCCAUUUGGUUAGCCUAACAUUCAUUACUUUGCAUAAGCAAACUUAUUAUCUGCAUUGCCAUCCCCCUUACCUCCCAAGCACAUAUUGCAGUCAAAAUUAGGUGACAUAUUUAAGGAUAAAUGCCGUAAAAAUGCUUGUAAUGUAAGAAUUGUCUUGUAUAUAGAAUAAAUUUAGAGGAGUGAAAUGAUUUGCUGAGUUCUGAGGAAAAGAAUUGAUGAAACUGUCAAAAUUGUACUGUAUGUGGCUGAGCAAAAAUAGCAAGAAAAAAAAAUUAUGAUUGAUAAUGAUAAUUAUGAUGAUGAGCUUAAGUAAUUAAGCUUAUCUCAGGUUAUUUUCUUUACUCCUAUUCAGGUUUUUUUUAUCCAAGUGUAUUUAUAUUGUCAGAAUAAUAUAUGCUGUCUGUAAAUAAAGGCGACUGGUUUUGAAACAUCAUAAACAAUAUGAUUUUCAAAACAAAUUAUUAAAUUGUUUCCUUUAAUUAUCGAAUUUUCUAUUGAGUAAAAAAUUAUUAGAUUAUUCAGUUAGAAAUGUGAUGUGGAAGGGAUAUUUUUUUAUUAUAUUUUAUUCACGCAAAUUAUCUGAUAGUUGGUAGCAUGCUCAACGGAGUAUAAUAAUGCAUUAUGCCACAUAAACAUUUAUGUCAACUUUCAAUACAGUACAUUGAUGGGUUGAGGUAACCAAUCCUAUGUAUAUUUCUGUCUUUUAUUGCUAUAAAUAAAUUAAGGGUCAGUGCUUUGCAGCCAUAAAAUAUAUUGGUGAUCCUACAAAAUAUUUUUAACCACAGACAUACAGAAACAUGUUAUGUUGUGAUGUCCGAGUUUUUAUCUAAAAUAAUUGAGAAGAUGCAUUAAUAUAGGAACAUACCCUGUGACUGGUUGUUAAGUGUGGGUGUGGCAAGAUCUAUUGGAUUGGUUUUCCUAAACUCUUUUAAGUUUUAGAGGUCUUGCCAUACCCAUAUGUUAUGUCAGUAUCUGAUUUUGAUUUUCAGGGAUUAACACACGUAAAACAAAUUUCAAAAUUUAUUAUGAAUAAUAUCUUUAUUGUAUCAAGCAAUUGAAUAAAUCUUGAUAUACCUAAAGUUUUAUACAAAAUUAUUUAUCAGGAAGUAUAGUAAAAACUUGAGUUAAAUUCCUUACUGUAUGUGUAUAUUUUACUCCAUAACCAACCACAUGCGAUACUGAUUUUAGAAACAUUUGUAUUAUUCAGUAUAUAAUGUCAAUACUGAUUUUGUGUCAAGUCACCUGUAUUAAUUAUAAAACUAUUAGCGUAUUUAGCAGUUAGCAAGAUUCAAUACUCUGUGCACAUGCUGGAAUCAAUGACUAUUUGGUACAGGGUACAUUAAGAAUCGUGGCUGAUUAACAGAUUUGCUGCCAUGGGCGACAAUACUCAUCUUACUGGGUGGGGCAGAUAAGCAAUGGACUGGUAUACUUUAUUAUGUAUUAUGACAAUAAUCACACCCAUAUAAGGCAAUUCACACAAAUUUUCACUUAAAAUUUGAUAAAUGUGAAUAGAGCCAAACACACUGGGGCAGCAGCAUAAGCUUUGUCCACACUCUCAAAUUUUAUGUGACAAAUGUGAUAUGCCCGUAUUUGGGUGUAAUGUGACAUCAUCAUGCCCAUAUAUAGGCACAUGACACCAAUUUGUCACUUAGAAUUUGAUAGUGUAAGCAGAGCUUCAAGAAAGCACAUAGGGCCUACAGUAAUAUAUUUGAGAUGUUUGAUGUUUUAUUAUUUGCAGUUGGCUAAUAUUUCUACAUGGUAGCACCCUUUAAAACUUGUCGUGGCAAAUGGGAAAGCUUUGUCAUGCAUUGCCCCGUGGCAGCAAAUGUGUUAACACUAUAUAAUUAUCAGUUUUAUAUAAUGCUAUAUUUCAUAAAAUAAUAUUUGGAAGGAUAAAAAAAUUGUUUUUAUUUGAAAAAUGUUGAUCAAAUCUAUCUGGAUACUGAUAGCCUCAGAAUUAUUCCAGCAUUUGCAGUUUUUCAUCAUUUUUGCCUGGAAUAUGCAAAUUAGGCCCAUGGAGAGUAACCAUCCACCGACAACACAAUUUGGUUUGCUAUUGCAUCUUUGUUUCGUAAUAGAAUAUAACUUCGUAUGAUUGAAUUGUGUUAAUUACCAUUAUCCAAAUUGACUGGUUCCCUCUUAAAUACCAUUGCUUUUCUUUAAAAAAAAAUAUAUACUUAAAAUAUGAAGAAUUAAACAAUUAUUAUAUUUUGUAUGCAUUUUUGAUUUUGUAAAAUGAGUAAAUUAUUUGAAAAAAUAUUAAAAUAUACUUAACAAUAUUGGUUUUUAAAUACAUAUUUGGCUCUAAUGCACUUUAGCACUCCAGCUACUAUGUGAAAUCUUAAUUCGUAAUUUCCACAAACAUGGCUUUAGACACUCUACCUAUGUGUACGCAUCUUUGAUGCUAGACUAAAUGUAUAGUACGAUCCAUGAUAUGUGAUGUGAAAACAGACGGGCAAAGCGUGACCCGACAGUGAUUUUUUUUUGUUUUUGCGGCCUGCGAAAUUGAGUUAAAAACCCUAUGUGUGCAGCCCACCAACCAUCUUUGGCUAGAAAACACCUUGUUUUUGUAUGGCCCGAUACUGAUUAUCAGUAAAAAGUAAUAUUAAAACUCGGUAUAAAAGCAGUGCAAGAAGUUUUUUGUUUGGAAGCACACUGGAAAUAUCAAAGUGUGGGUGUGGCCCUCUGUGUUAAAACAAAAACUCACUUUGGCUCUCUGACCAUUUUUAUGCCUGAGCUAGAACAAGCACUGGAAAACAUGAUUUUGCGUAGUUAAUUGCUACAAUUUCUGCAUGAUUUGUGGUGAUUUUUGGAUGAGGAAGUAUAGCAAGAUGUUGUUUCGAAUGCCUACGAUGCAAAUGAUUUAACAAAAAAGUACUAAAGUGCAUUAGUGCUGCCAAAUAUUCUUCACAGAAAAAUAGUGAAUUUUUUGGCAAAUGUCAUUGAAUGCAUUUAACAAUUUGCUAUUAUGUCUGCUUUAAAGUUAGUGUACAGGGCAACCUGUAAUGCGUAAUUUAUUAUCCUAGAUACAUAAGUUGUGAUCCCUACAAUACAUGUCGAAAAGUACUGUUGAGUUCUCUGUACAUAAACAGACUUUUUGACUUGUAUUGUAUGUGGUUAUUGUGAUACAUUUUCAGGGCACAGAGAUGUGUAUAUUAUUACUGUAUAAACAAUGGUUUAUGUAAAGUAGGUCAUGUAUAUUAGACAAUUGGGAAUGAAGUAGUAAAUAAGGUCAAUUGUAUGCAUGUUCAGGGCACAGUUGACUCAACAUUAAGUACAGUAAUCCCAACAGAAUGAAUUAUUAUUAUUAUUUUUUUUAAAUUUAUUUUCAAUUUAAUGCAGAAAUUUAAAUACAUAACUCUGCUGCCAAUUGACUUCACAUCUGAAUGCAUCUCAUUUUGAAAUAAUAUUUUAGUUUCAAUGUACAAUUUUGAAUAGUUGCAUAUAAAUUUCAUUGUCUUAUUGAUACAGGUCUCCCUCCACUUAUGGACCAUUUCUGGUUUCUAUGGUCUUUAUCAGAUUUGGUCUCUUAUUAGAAUAAUAAAGAGAAGACAUUUCUUAAUUUAAGACCACAGAAAAUUGGCCUUUAAUUGGAGGGAGGCCUGUAGUUUGUUAGAGACAUUCAGUCUGCUACUGCUUACUUGACUUCAAUUUAGUUACCACCUUCAGGAUUUUUCAAAUGUGGCUUAGGUCCAACUGCAGACAUGUUUGUUGCCUUGAAGUUGUUAUUUAAUCUUCAGUGCACCCUUUCCUCUUCUUUAUUUCAUAUGUAGCUGCAAAAAAUAGUGUAAAUAUAAUUUACUUGGUCUUUAAAUUGGUUGGAUAGAAUUAAUUUUUGAUACAUUUUUAGGGCAAUAUCUAAUUUAUCAUACAUUUUUCAAACCAUGCGAUUGAAGUUUCCUUGUGUUCAUAGUGCAAAUCACAACAUGUUGUUGGAACAAGACAACCCUCCAGUUUUAUAGAUAUAACACUUUCAGUAUCACUAAAAAUAUCAAAAUUUAAUGUAUUGUUAUGACAAACAGAAUAUACUUUAUCAUAGUUUUAUCAAGUAAACCAAUUGUUUACACAGAUCCAAAAAAGUUUAAAUUUGUUUUUUACGUUUGUGUUAGUACUUGUAGAUUUAUUAUAUAAGAUAUUAUAAUACAUGUGUCUGUAUUAUUCAGUAAUAUUUAUUAUUCAUACAAGAAAGAAAUUUUGCCUUUAUAAUAUUAUUUACUGAUAUUCAAUUUCAUAUUCAUGAUACUGUACCAAUUCUAUGCAUUGGCCUACAGCCAUAGCUCAAACUUCAGAGAUGUUGUAAAUUUCUCUGCUCAUGCUUAAAAACAUACUGUCUGUUUGUGAUAAACCCUUUAAAAUAUUAUUAAAUGUUUGAAUUACCAGCAUAUUGAAGCCAGGCUCUGGAGGAAAACAAUUUUCUGAUAUGCUGUACAGCUGAUCUUUCUAAUACACGAAAAGGGUGUUUGACAGAAAACUCAGAAAUGGUUAAUAAAUAUUUUAAAAUUCGGGGAAAUUUUUUCCCUGUUUUUAAAUAUUCAAAAAUCUAUAUCUCAUUAACCGCUCUCAACUUUUUCAUAAAACACAAUUUUUGUGUCUUAAGGCCUAUUCAUACUAUCAAAUAUUUUUUGACAGAAACAUGAGACUUGCCUAAAUAUGGUCCUAAUGACAUCACAUCAAGACCCUAUAUAGGCAUAUAAAAUGUUUCCUCUGGUGCCUGGCUUUAAUUUAUUAGCUUUCAAUAAAGAAAUUCUGAGAAAAAAAAUGCUUCACCAAGAAAUAAUAAUACUGUUCCUACAUUCUUUAUAUCCUCAGCUGGUAACGUUAACAGUUUUUGUAGAAGUAAAAUGACCAAUUCUGGCAAAAAUUGCUUCAAUAUGUGGCUCAUUGGAAGUUGAUAAUUAAUUAUUUAAGUAAUUCAAUAUUUUAAUUGAUUUUUAAAAGGUUUUUGCCCAAUUAAUCACAGACUGUAUAUCCUUAAAACCAUGCUCCAUAGGAAAAAUCAUGUUAUGUUGUAUAACUCAUUUUUCUGAGACACAAAAAUUGUUUUUUCUCUGGAACCUGGCUUUAAUGAUAACAAAACAAAAAUAUUGUGUCGUAGUUAAUCGUAAUUGCUUAUGGCGGUGGGAAUAUGCCAUGGCGUUUUUGUAAGGAAUUGUAAGUAUUUUGUUUAUAAUAAUCAAUUACGUUUGUAGACAUGAUGGAAUGAACUUGUUGAAAGUUUAGAAUAAAUUGAUUAUCAAUGGCAUAAAUUGAAAA